Molecule: messenger RNA, 819 nt
Organism: Vicia villosa (hairy vetch)
Lineage: Eukaryota; Viridiplantae; Streptophyta; Magnoliopsida; Fabales; Fabaceae
Exons: 1
Coding region: 1-819 (272 amino acids)
Source: RefSeq, a predicted model, not a curated record
AUGGAUACUAGAAACACUAUUCGAGUCAACUUUGUGAGGGUACCUUCUGAGCUAAAAGAAUUGGUAUUAAAGGUUCCUGGAGGUUCUCGCUUCAGCGAAAGACAUGGUCACCUACUCAACUUGGUUACCUCAGUUUUUGAAGAAGAAAUGAUGAGUGUGUUGUUUCAAUUCUUUGACCCCGAGCAUCAUUGCUUCACAUUUCCCGAUUAUCAAUUAGUGCCUACCAUGGAGGAGUUUUCUGAGAUGCUUCACAUCCCCAUUAUAGAUCAGCUACCGUUCACUGGUUUGGAAAAUAUUCCGAACCCUGGAGUCAUGGUUGCUACUUUACAUGAUCUGAAGAAGUCUGAAAUUGAGAACAAUUGGGAAACAAGGAGUGGAGUCAAGGGUUUCCUUGCUAGGUUCCUACUUGAGAAGGCUCGAUCGUUCUUGGAUUCCAUGAGUUACCAUGCUUUCGAAGACAUAAUGGCUUUGCUCAUCUAUGGUUUGGUGUUGUUUCCAAAUCCUAACCAAUUCAUAGACGUACACGCCAUCAAGAUAUUUUUGACUCGAAAUGCAGUACCUACUCUGCUCGGAGAUAUUCUACACUCACUUCACACUAGUACUAUGAAGAAGCGAGGAACUCUCAUGUGUUGUAUGCCUUUGCUGUCUAGGUGGUUUAUUUCGCACCUUCCUCGAUCAGUGAUGAGGAAUGACCAAGGCUUGAAGUGGCCUCGGAGAAUAAUGUCGCUUUAUCAUUCUGAUAUUCGUUGGUGUUCUCUAUCCAAGGAAAUGUUAUUAUCACCGUCCGUUGUGGACAGUGCCCUAAUGUGCCACUUCUAA